Messenger RNA from Condylura cristata (star-nosed mole), 3086 nucleotides. It is a transcript of the gene THAP6, whose product is annotated as THAP domain containing 6. The transcript is spliced from 5 exons. Bases 88 to 756 code for a protein of 222 amino acids. NCBI's taxonomy places the organism in Eukaryota, Metazoa, Chordata, Mammalia, Eulipotyphla, Talpidae. The record is from RefSeq and is a predicted model, not a curated record.
GGGCGGAAGUGGAGGCCGACGCAGUCUCUGUCGUCGAUGUUACUUGCCGUCUUCGCUGCUAACGUUCUGUUAUGAGUCGCUAAAAUCAUGGUGAAAUGUUGCUCGGCCAUUGGAUGUGCUUCUCGCUGUUUGCCAAAUUCCAAGUUAAAAGGACUGACAUUUCACGUAUUCCCCACAGAUGAAAAUGUCAAAAGAAAGUGGGUAUUAGCAAUGAAAAGACUUGAUGUGAAUUCCGCAGGCAUUUGGGAGCCUAAAAAAGGAGAUGUGUUGUGCUCAAGGCACUUUAAGAAAACAGAUUUUGACAGAAGCGCUCCAAAUAUUAAACUGAAACCUGGAGUCAUACCUUCUAUCUUUGAUUUCCCAUCUCACUUGCAGGGAAAAAGAGAAAAACUUCAUUGUAGAACAAACUUCACUCUCAAAACCCUUCCCAUCACAAACCACAAUUACGAGCUUGUUGGUGCUUCCUCAUGUAUUGAAGAAUCCCAAUCCCAGUUCAUUUUUGAACAUAGCUACAGUGUAAUGGACAGCCCAAAGAAACUUAAACAUAAAUUAGAUCACGUGAUCAGCGAACUAGAGGAUACCAAGAAAAGUCUGCAGAAUGUUUUAGACCGAGAAAAACGUUUCCAAAAGUCACUGAGGAAGACAAUCAGGGAAUUAAAAGAUGAAUGUCUCAUUAGCCAAGAAACAGCAAAUAGACUGGAAACUUUCUGUUGGGAGUGUUGUCAAGAGAGCAUAGAACGAGACUAUAUUUCAUGAAAUAGGUUCAUGUCCUACCUUAAAUUGACAUUGGUACAACUUUUUAGAAACGUUAUUUACCAUCAUUAAAUACGAUCUAUUUCAAGUACUUGUUUGGAUCCUGUGGACCGUUAUGCACUAUAGUCAUUUUCCAAAGACUCUUUUGAAGAUGUGUAGAAAUUUGGUCUAGUUUAUCAUGUUUUUGUGUGACUUGUGACAAUUAUGUUUUUAUAGACCUGAGUUAGUGCUAGGUCACUGUUGUAUUAAAAGAUGUUAAAAGCUCAUGCAAAGUCCUCAGGACUAAGAAAAUGGUAUCAAAUCAGCCACAUUACGCUGUAGUGAACACUCUUCAGCAGCAUCAGAUUUUUUUUUUUCCAAGGGAGUACUUACCUGUGCUUUAUGUUACGGCCAUUGAAUUGUACUUUAAUGUAUUUUACAAUAAAGCAGAAUUCAGUUAGCAUGCAUGUCCAUCUUGGAUCCCACUCAGGGUGCUGCUUUGUUACCAGUUAUACAAAAAGAUCUUUUUACAAGGCCUUGUGUAGUCCUGACCUUGACACAGCAGUUGGUGUAGAUCUGUUGACUUUAAAAGUUCUUCAGAGUCAAGGUAAAAAAACCCUUUAUGAGGUCUUAGUUUACCUCUGCAUUACCACGCUCCUCCUCACCAGGGAUCCCUUGGAUGUAAACAGCAGAGCUUUAAAAAAAUUCUUACAAGGGCCAUAAGUCUGCUAUUCCAUGUUUAUUUGGUCCGACGAUUACUCCAUUGUCUCAUGACUUACUUCAUCAGAAAGGUAUAUUUUUAAUCCCUGAAUGCAAAUGCUGGCUGAAUAUUUUUACUGCUACUUUGUAUUUUACAGAAAGUAAUAUUGAUGACAUGUUUUAAAAAUGUGAAAGACAGAAGAAGCUUUUAAAAAUAAAGGUGUGGCUUCUCUACUUAAAAUAGGAAUUGGAGAAAGGAUUAUAAUAUUUUCCUCUAAUUAGAGUAGAUUACUGCCCACUGUUUUUAUUUAGACAAGUAGACAAGUAAAACAGCAGCAUUAGAAUAGACAUUUACUGCAUAUAUACAAAUAGAACUCUUAGCCGUUGAAUGAUCCAAGUGACAGAAAUUUAGCUUUUCUCCUAAUUUCCUAGUCAAAGUAAUUCACUCAUCAAUACUAUGGAUUAGAAUAAAAAUUUCUUAACCCAAUGCCAAAGUUCUGCUUCAGUGCACAUGUACAUAUACAAACCUCAUUCAAACAUCUAUGCCUUAGUCAGUAGAAUCUGAGUGUGUAUUAUCUCAAUGUGUCAACCAGAAAUGAAUUGUAUUUUGUGCUUAAAUCUGAUUAUCAUUUGUAUUAUAUUAUUAUCAAUAUGAGUACUUGAAGUUUUCUUAUAUUUAAGAAUUUUCUGGUUUUAUGCAUGUUAUAUUAUGAUGUAGGAUUCCAAACCUUCCCUCAAAGUGGGUUUUACUCACAUAUGAGAGGUCAGCAUUAUGCCAAGAAGGAAUCACUGAUCGUAUCUUUUCACUACCUUCAAAAUAAGUUUAGUAGCCACUGUUAUUUAUUUUAGCUAUUUAAUUUGUAGGUCAUAAUGGGCACUUUAAUGGAAAGUUUGGGUAUGCACUUAGAUUUUAUGGAGAUACUAUGAUAGAGAUGGAGACUUUUUCCCCUCACACCACUUUUCAGUGUAAAAAUUAAACUCAGUGUGCGAUGCAGGUGUGAGGACACACCCAAACAGUAUGUCCAAAUACUAGCUCUCUAAGACUCAAGCCCCCGUUUCUGCCACUCUCACAAAUGCCACAGUCAUGUUACUGCUUGUGUUCACAGUGGCCUCAGCCCUUGUCUCCUUUUUUUCUUUUUUUCCAGUACUCAGAGAGAUAGGUAACUACGGGCAAAAUACUGAUAUUCUCAAGGGCCCAGAGCUAUCUAUUUAGUCUUUAUUCUUAAGGAGAAAUGAUUGCCAGUAGAAAUCGGACAUAAAAAAAUAUAGAAACUUCCCUACUUCCACCUCUAACAAAUGCCUGAAACAGUGUAUACCUCAGUCCUCUGCUCCCAGAGAUUUUCAGCUUAGCCCAGGAGAAACUGCCCCACGCAGAACCCUCCAGAGGUUCCUCAAGCAGCUAAGGCCAAUCUCAGUAUCAAGCCAGGUAAGAAGGACUUAAUGUGGCAUUUUUCUCCAUGUCAAGGUUAAAACUCUGGAAAUAGAAUUUGGUUGCUAAAGAUGAUCACAAUUACACCAUUGUCUUUAAUUUGAGAAAAGGUAAAAUGUAUUAAAAUAUAUGUUUAGUUUUAACUUAUCACAGAAAUAAUUGGGGGUGAGGAAUCCAUUAUAUAUAUACUUGAAUUCAAAGUUUUUUUUUCACUGAUGUUUUGUAU